AUGGCUAUACAGCAAGAUUCCAGACCGGCCUUGCCCCCUCGUCCGAGUGCCACUAACGAAAUAGCUUUUGCAGGCUGUGCCAAGACUCCGCCCUCUUGGCUUACUGCAUUGGUACAUCAUUACGAGGGAGAUAAAAAACACGCGCACGAAUUUUUUUUAUCUAGACAUUUUGUUGACGGGGCCGAGAUUGUUUUAAUAUGCAAGAAGUGUCACAAACGAUUUGCAUUGACCACAUCAAUACCAACAUCAACGGAAGAGACUAUUAGUCAAAUGAAUGUGAAACGUGGCAUGUGUGUUGUUAAUCGAGAAAAUCAUCUACAUCAUCUCCAUACUACAAAUUCAACAAAGACAAAUGUAGCUUCUGAAUGUUGCUAUUGCCAUUUCACUGUGAAUGUUGUGAUUUAUGAGCCUUACAUUGAUGUCCAGAUCUUUGAUGAGUUGCAAAAAACAAGGCCUAUUCCCACGUAUUCUAAUGCUGCAAGGAGAAUUAAUGGUGCCGAAAAUGAACCAAAUAUCCUUGAAACCCUCGAGCUUUUAUCAAAUAUAAUUAAAACAUUAGCUACAUCAGAUUCAUCACGGAAAUUGAAUUUAAAUUCUAAGCAAUUUAUUUCAAAGAUUUCUUAUGAUAAGGCGAGUAAGGCCUUUUUUGAUAAGCUUGAGUACAAAUUAGAAGAUGAUCAAUAUCUUACGCCACCACAGCUUACGGAAGAUUAUAUUAUAAAAUCAAAACAUGUAUCAGAAGAAAUAGAUAUGAGGAUCAUGGAUAUAUCUGAGAAGGCUUCUAGGGGCUGUACUAUAUCAUAUGAAGAACCUUAUGGAAAAUUGGAAACUAUUCUUGGAACGAAAUGUACAUCAUUAAAUUAA
Messenger RNA from Racocetra persica, 864 nucleotides. The record is from the annotation of a GenBank genome assembly. Lineage: Eukaryota; Fungi; Glomeromycota; Glomeromycetes; Diversisporales; Gigasporaceae.